Pygocentrus nattereri (red-bellied piranha) is the source of this 2070-nucleotide messenger RNA. It is a transcript of the gene ccdc136a, whose product is annotated as coiled-coil domain containing 136b. NCBI's taxonomy places the organism in Eukaryota, Metazoa, Chordata, Actinopteri, Characiformes, Serrasalmidae. Gene Ontology annotation, biological process: single fertilization; acrosome assembly. The record is from RefSeq and is a predicted model, not a curated record. The transcript has 9 exons. Bases 270 to 1544 code for a protein of 424 amino acids. Gene Ontology annotation, cellular component: acrosomal membrane.
CUCCUUUUCCUCUCUCUCUCUCACUCUGCUCUCUUUCUUAGUUUCUCUCCUUUUCCUCUCUCUCUCUCUCUCUCCUCCUACUCUCUGUUUUGAAUGGGGGGGGUCUCAGACUCGGUGCUUUCCACUCUGCAGAGUGUUUGUGUGUGUUGAGAGUAUAUAUUGUGUGUGUGUGUGUGUGUGUGUGUUGUGCUAGUGUUCCUCGUGUCUCAGUGAGUCUGAGUGUGUGUAGGUGUGGGUAGGUGUGCGUGAGAGACCCCUCCUACACCACGAUGGAUGGAUUACGGCUCCCGCCGCUGAUAGAGGAAACUCCGGACCCCACAGAUGAGAGCACUGAUCUGAAAGCAGAGGAGCCCAUCAUGAGCAGCGAUCUAACGGAGAAGGAGCGAGAGAACGCAGAGCUGGAGGGAGAGGAGAAGGAGGUGAAAGAGGAGAAGGCUGGAGAGGAGGUGCUGAGUGAGGAGCAGGAGCUGGAGGAGCUCAGAGCCCAGGUUCUGCAGCUGCUGCUGGAGCUGGAGGAGGCGCGAGAUGCUUCACAGAAACACCAGGAGAACUUCCUUGAGCUUCAGGGUCUUUUGGAGGACGAGCGUUUGGCCAGUGCCCACCAGGCUGAGGCUUUCACCCACCAGAUCCAGCACCUGCAAGCUCAGUUGCGCAGUGUUCAGGACGAGCUGGACCGUGUUCAGGAGCUGAAGGACAGUGAACUGCUCGAGGCUCAGGCCGAGCUGAGUCUGGUGAGGGAGGAGGUGCAGACAUUAAGGGAGGCGGCGGAGGAGUGCGCGGCCGAGCGAGAGAAUGACAUCGCCACCCUGCAGGAGGAGCUGUGCAGGGUCCGAGCCGAAAUGAGCCGGGUGGAAACCAACGCACAGGAGUACGAGCUGGAGGCGGUCACUCUGAGAGCUGAAAUUGCCAUGAAGAGUCAACGGAGAGAACAGGAGAGGAGAGAGGGUGACGUCGUCCUGCUGAGGGAGGAAUGUUCCAGUUUGAAAGCGGAGUGUGAGACGCUGAAGGAGGCCAACAGCAGACUAACUGAGAAACUGCAGCUGCUGCAGGACACGCGAAAUGGCAGUGCCUGUCCCCCACUGAAGGAGGAGCAGGAGGAGUGUGAGAAAGAAUCUGAAGGGAGCAGUGCGAACACGGUGGAGUCUUCAAACUCAAACUGCAGGCUGGUGGACGCCAGCAUCCAGAAGAACAUUUCCUUUGAGGGAAAACCACUCACGCCCACCAGCUGGAGUGCAGGAUUCUCUGAAAUCCUCUCCCUGAGAGAACAACUGAAGCAGGCAGAAGAGAGAGCAGAACAGGUGCAGAGACAGUGUGAUGGGGUGCGGAUUGAGAUGAGAGAGCUACAGGAACUGUUUGAGACCAGUCAGAAGGAACGUGCAGAGCUUGAGCUGGAGCUGCUUCGCUGUAGGGAGGAGCUAGACAAGCUCACAGAGGGGAACGGGACACAGUUCUCCACUGAGCCCCCUGUUCUCUCACUGCCUUUCAUAGGACUGAUAGUGAUUGUGGCUGUGCUGUGGUGCUGCUGGUCUGAGCUGGGUUCCUGAAGAGUGAAAGGGACAACAACAGAGUCUUUCUCUGGCUGUUAUUACGCCUGCAGCAGAGCUGUCAAUCUUCUCAUGAUUGUUUAGUUUUGAACCUGCUGACCUAUGGUCAGUCGAGUGCCCGAUCUAUUGAACUUCUUUGGCGUUUGGCUGUCUCUGAGCAGGCAGUGUUGCUUUUUCUGACCCUAAAUGACCAGCAGAGCAGAACGUGGAGCGGCAGCUUUAGCAGAGACAAGGUUUUAACUUUAACUCUGUGGAAGUUUCGUACUCUUUUUGUAAAAAUUCAACUAUUUUACCUUUCAGUAUGUUGCUUGUAAUCUGAUUUCCUAUUAGUUUAAUAUCAACUGUAUGUUUUAUAAAGAUAUAUUAAUUUAUUCACAUAUUUAACAUAAAUAUUGUGCUGUAUAGAUUGUUCCUUUAUGUGGUGUUAUGUAAAGAAACUUAAAGUAAUAUAUUUUUAGAGGGAGAACUAAGUGGUGAUGAAGGUAUUGAAUGCAAUAAAAAUAUAAGUUGUCUUCUGCAGCUCGAA